GGGAGGGAGAGGAGGAGGAGGAGGAGGAGAGAGAGAAAGGCUGCCAGAGAGAAAGCCGCUGCCGGAGCGACACACAGCCGGCAGAGCUCCAGCUCGAGCGUGACUCCAGACCUCCACACAGUGAUGCCCUCCCGCCGCAACCGGCCCCAAGCCCCGCCGCAGAUCCCACGCCUCUCCCCCGAGACCGCCCCCUAUCUGGGCCAGCACGGCACCCUGCCCCACGCCGCCGGGAACGCACCAGCUGGACCACUUCGCUAGAGCAAGGAGCCCGGAGCGUGACCCGCCUGCCGCUGGCCUCGGACGACGCGUGCCCAUUUCCGUCUCGAGCUGGAGUGGGCAGUGCGUGCCAUGCGGCGAGCUGAUUGCUUCCUCUCGCGAGCUAAUGACCUUCUCGAGCGGGAGAGCGGCCUUCCGCCCACGUGCAGCUGAGACGCGGGUCCAGAGAGGGUGACCGCGAACCAGGUUGUGUCUCAGAAGAGGACUGAGCAGCUGGAACGGGACCCGGACAGACGUUGGGACUAAACCAGUGCCCCGGCAACAAGGACGAGGGAAAGGAGAGAAAGAGAGAGAGAGAGAGCGGAGAACUGAGAGACACAGAGGAGGAGAGGCAGAGGGAGAGGGAGACGGAGGGAGAGAUAUCCCGAGAGAUUGGUUCGACGAUAGGCUACAUUAGAGAGGAAAUGAUGGAGGAGCUUCGCUAACGGCAGCUCGCUGACCAAUAUUAUCUCCCGUCCCCCAAACCACACAACAGCGCUUUCCGGCCGACCAUCGACCAGAUAAAAAUCCCCCAACUUGGAAUACACACACACACACACACACACGUGAGUGGGGGCUCAGAGGCAGGCUGCCGGCGCUGUCCCCGCUCGCUCCUUUAGGACUCCUCGACAGAGACAACAGAGACAAAGGGCCAAAGUGCACAAAGCACAAGAAAGGCUUUCAUGUCGUCGACCACGUGGAUGUUACAAUGCACAGACCCCUUCCACAGCACUGAAGCAGGAGUAGCAGAGUAUCUGUGUGUGUGUGUGCAUCCUCCGACGAACCUCCGGCAGCAAAGGAAUACAGCGUGUUGGCAAUAACAAGGGACAGAUUACACUUGUGAGACACUAGCUGUACAAGCACACCAACGAAUCACAGGGCUACUUUUUUCCCCCCUUUCUAACGAGGACCUUUUUUUUUGGACCCUUUUUUUCCUGUCUUUUUCUGCUAUACUACGAGCUGGAUGGAGCAGAUAUCCUAGCAGCUCGUCUCAGCCGGCUCGCGUUGCCUGACUAAAAGGGGGAUAGCGGCGGAUGAGCCCGAUCUGCCACAACAGUUCAGGCGGGAGCGGAUGGUGACAGCAGGGAGAAGCCUACACGAGCAUGGUGCGUUCUUAUGACAUCCUGUCGGGACGACUCGGGACCUGCUGCUGGCUCACAGGCUCCUGAGGAGAACUCGGUGCAGGGGGGAGGGGAGAAUGCAUACCCCUCCUGUACUGGAAUUUCAAGCCACCAUGAGCGACAUCAACAACAAUAACAACAACGUGACCGUGCUCGACAGCGCCGACCCAUUGGACCAGGACAUGGACGCGGCCCUGCCCUACCCCGUCAGCUUCCAGGUGUCCCUGACGGGCUUCCUGAUGCUGGAGAUCGUGCUGGGCCUGAGCAGCAACCUCACCGUGCUGGUGCUCUACUGCAUGAAGUCCAACCUGGUCAGCUCGGUCAGCAACAUCGUCACCAUGAACCUGCACGUGCUGGACGUGCUGGUGUGCGUGGCCUGCGUGCCGCUGACCAUCGCCGUGGUGCUGCUGCCUCUCCAGGAGGACAACACGGCGCUCAUCUGCUGCUUCCACGAGGCCUGCGUGUCCUUCGCCAGCGUCGCCACGGCGGCCAACGUCCUGGCCAUCACCCUGGACAGGUACGACAUCUCGGUGCGGCCGGCCAACCGCGUGCUGACCAUGGGACGCGCCGUGGCCCUGUUGGGCUCCAUCUGGGUGCUGUCCUUCCUCAGCUUCCUGGUGCCCUUCAUGGAGGUGGGCUUCUUCAGCCAGGGCAGGGGCAGGAAGGGCAACCAGACCCUGGAGUACGAGGAGGACGAGGAGGACUUGUGGGCCAACCACUACGACACAGACCUGGGCCUCUACUACCACCUGUUGGCCCAGAUCCCCAUCUUCUUCUUCACGGCGGUCGUCAUGCUGGUGACCUACUACAAGAUCCUGCAGGCGCUCAACAUCCGGAUCGGCACGCGCUUCCACACCGCCGCCCCCAAGAAGAAGCCGCGCGGCGGCAAAAAGGGCAAGAAGGCGGCCGUCUCCAUGACGGCGUCCGGGAACAACGCGUCGUCGGCGGCGGCGGCGGCCCAGCCCGAGUCCACCGACGCCUCGCAGAGCAGCGCGGCGGUGCGGAACCCUCCGCUGGCCAUGCGCACCUCGGUGUCGGUCAUCAUCGCCCUGCGCCGCGCCGUCAAGCGCCACCGGGAGCGCCGGGAGCGGCAGCGGCGGGUCUUCCGCAUGUCGCUGCUCAUCAUCUCCACCUUCCUGCUCUGCUGGACGCCCAUCACCGUGCUCAACGCGGUCAUCCUGAGCGCCGGGCCGAGCGCCGUGAUGGCCCGGCUGCGCCUGGGCUUCCUGGUCAUGGCCUACGGCACCACCAUCUUCCACCCGCUGCUCUACGCCUUCACCCGGCAGAAGUUCCAGAAGGUGCUCAAGAGCAAGAUGAAGAAGAGGGUGGUGUCCGUGGUGGAGGCCGAGCCCACGCCCAACAACGUGGUCAUCCACAACUCCUGGAUCGACCCCAAACGGAACAAAAAGGUGACCUUCGAGGAGACAGAGGUCAGACAAAAGUGUCUCUCCUCUGAGGACGUGGAGACGUAGUGUGAACCAUCAGACUCAUGUCGAACUCACACACAGGUCAAUGAUACAACGCGCUGAAAAAGGGAAACCACUUAUCCAAAGCAGAUAUGUGUAUUAAAGUGUAUUAUCUGUACAGUUUCACAGCGUGGAGCAAAUAAUUUAAUACUAUUUAUUGUAAUGGUGGUGACUAGAUAUCAUGGACAGUUCAAAGAGUGUACAGACUGCAUGUGCUUUUCGUUAUAGUGGUGAAAUGAAGUGGUGUACAUAUAGGAACAAUGUAUAGCAGAGUACGUAUACAUUCAUGUACAUACAUAGAAAGAAAGGCCCGUGCUAUUUGUCCUGUUUAUAAUAAUAAAAUAAAACCUGAAGCAGGUGGAAAUACA
This is a messenger RNA of Sardina pilchardus (European sardine), 3210 nucleotides long. RefSeq names its product G protein-coupled receptor 22a (gene gpr22a). Gene Ontology annotation, cellular component: plasma membrane. Gene Ontology annotation, molecular function: peptide binding; G protein-coupled receptor activity. The coding region runs from base 1454 to 2848 and encodes 464 amino acids. The record is from RefSeq and is a predicted model, not a curated record. The transcript has 3 exons. NCBI's taxonomy places the organism in Eukaryota, Metazoa, Chordata, Actinopteri, Clupeiformes, Clupeidae. Gene Ontology annotation, biological process: G protein-coupled receptor signaling pathway; cellular response to hormone stimulus.